GUCGCUGAUGGAGGCGCUAGUGCAUGAAUCUUUCUUUACGUUCGUGGCGCUCGUACUUCGCGUCUUGUUUAGCGAAAUACUGUUUUAUAUCCGUUGAGAUAUAAAGAAUCCAGUAGAUUUAUUGAUAUAACAAUGGUUCAGAAGAAGCCGAAGAAGAAGGUAGGGAAGAAGGUAGCAGCUGCGCCACUAGCAGUCAAGAAGGUUGAACCUAAAAAACAAACUAAUCCUCUGUUUGAAAAACGCCCUCGUAAUUUUGGUAUUGGACAGGAUAUUCAACCUGCUCGCGAUCUUAGUCGCUUCGUAAAAUGGCCCAAAUACAUUCGCAUUCAACGACAGAGAGCUGUGUUGCAAAAGAGACUGAAAGUACCACCACCAAUUAAUCAGUUUACACAAGCAUUGGAUAAACAAACAGCAACACAGUUAUUCAAAAUGUUGGAGAAAUACAGACCUGAAUCGACGAUUCAAAAGAAAAUGAGGUUGAAAGCCAAAGCUGAACAGAGGGUUGCAAAGAAAGAAGAAGCUCCACCAGCAAAAAAGCCUAAUGUGUUGCGUAGUGGAACAAACACAGUAACUACACUUGUUGAACAGAGGAAGGCCCAACUUGUGGUGAUUGCUCAUGAUGUUGACCCAAUAGAAAUUGUUCUUUUCCUACCGGCACUCUGUCGUAAAAUGGGUGUACCUUACUGCAUUGUUAAGAGCAAAGCACGUUUAGGACGUCUUGUUAGGCGUAAAACUUGUACCGCGGUAGCUUUGACUCAGGUGGAUUCUGGUGACAGAGCUAACUUCUCAAAACUUGUUGAAGCUAUUAAGACCAAUUUCAAUGACAGAUACGAUGAAAUUAGACGUCAUUGGGGUGGUGGACUCCUGGGUAGCAAAUCUGCUGCCAGGAUAGCUAAGUUAGAGAAAGCUAAAGCUAAGGAACUUGCACAAAAACAGGGUUAACAUCAUCCUGUUACUUUGGUAUUGUUUACAAUGUACAACAAUAAAGUAUAAAAUCCAA
Osmia bicornis bicornis is the source of this 1000-nucleotide messenger RNA. It is a transcript of the gene RpL7A, whose product is annotated as 60S ribosomal protein L7a. The record is from RefSeq and is a predicted model, not a curated record. Gene Ontology annotation, biological process: ribosome biogenesis. Lineage: Eukaryota; Metazoa; Arthropoda; Insecta; Hymenoptera; Megachilidae. Gene Ontology annotation, cellular component: ribonucleoprotein complex. The coding region runs from base 133 to 942 and encodes 269 amino acids. The transcript is spliced from 6 exons.